UUUAUUCUGUAGACAUAAUUAACAUCUAACCUCAUUUUUAGAAGUCAAAUUUUUGUGUGCCUUUCCUGUUUGAGUUUUAUCUGUUUUGUUUAUAAAAAAUGGCUCCAAAAAAACACCAUAAACGGGAAAGAUCAUCAUCAUCGGACAGCGAAGCUUCAGCAUCAUCGAACGAGUCAACUCACCGUAAAAAGAAAGACAGAAAAAGGGACAGUUCAGAGGAAAGUGUAGACAAAUCAAAAACAUCGAAAACUCAAAGAAAUCAGAAACGAUCUUCAGAAGAUUACACCCACUCCAGGUCUGAUCAAAGGUCUCGUAACAGAUCUGUAUCUAGGUCACAAUCACGUGAUAGAAGAUACCAACAUAGGGAACGAUCUAAGUCAAGGGAAUAUAGUAGACGAGAUGCUGACAGGGACAGAAGAAGUGGACAUAACAGUUCAAGAGAUAAUGAAAGGGAUGAUGGAAGGAGGCAGUUUAGAGAUAAUAGAGAUAGAGAUGACAAUAGAAGAGGUGGUUUUCAUAACAGAGAUAGGAGAGAUCAGUUUAAUCGAGAUAGGAGAGGCAACAAGAGAUUUAGAAGUCGAAGUAGGUCCUACGACCAUGCAAAUGCGAAAUGGGGUAAAAAUGAGAAGGGCGAUUCGAAAAAUGAUAGGAAACAAGGUGGAGAAAAGGAGAAACCUAAUUUUUCCUUGUCCGGAAAAUUAACCGAAGAGACAAACACAUAUAGAGGAGUCGUCAUUAAAUAUAGUGAACCACCGGAAGCAAGAAAACCCAGAAGAAGAUGGAGACUGUACCCGUUCAAGGGAGAAAAGGCCUUACAAACACUGUACAUUCACAGAGAAAGCGGAUAUUUAAUUGGUAGAGAUAGGAAGGUUGUUGAUUUACCUGUUGAUCAUCCUUCAUGUUCAAAACAGCAUGCAGCCUUACAGUAUAGAUUGGUACCAUUUACUAGGGAAGAUGGAUCAUCUGGUAAACGAGUUAGACCAUACUUGAUUGAUUUGGAAUCUGCGAACGGGACAUUUAUCAAUAACAAGAAAAUAGAACCUAAGAAAUACGUCGAACUGCUGGAAAGAGAUGUCAUCAAAUUCGGUUUCAGCUCUAGAGAAUAUGUUUUGCUCCAUGAAAAUAGUAAAGAUGAAGCUAUGGAUGAUGAUGUUAAAGCUGAAGAAGAUAUCAAAGUGGAAGCUGAAGUAAAGGAAGAACCAUAGUACAAUAUUAUUUAUUUAUAAAUGGAAAUAAGCGAGAAUUUUUAAUUUUUUUGAGGUAAAAACAUAUUUUUUUAUGAAAUAUCCAGUGAUUAUUCAAAUUAUCUUUAAUUUAGUUAUAUUUAGGUAUAAGAGUUUAGAUUUUGUUGUAUAUCAAGCUGGAAUCAUAGUCUGAUGUGUUUAAAAAUUCUGACGAGUAUCUAAAAUACUUCAUAAAUAUCAAGUUAGGAAAACUAA
Molecule: messenger RNA, 1439 nt
Organism: Sitophilus oryzae (rice weevil)
Lineage: Eukaryota; Metazoa; Arthropoda; Insecta; Coleoptera; Curculionidae
Product: smad nuclear-interacting protein 1
Exons: 5
Coding region: 99-1205 (368 amino acids)
Biological process (GO): miRNA processing
Cellular component (GO): nucleus
Molecular function (GO): protein binding; mRNA binding
Source: RefSeq, a predicted model, not a curated record